Molecule: messenger RNA, 3534 nt
Organism: Parascedosporium putredinis
Lineage: Eukaryota; Fungi; Ascomycota; Sordariomycetes; Microascales; Microascaceae
Source: the annotation of a GenBank genome assembly
AUGGCCACCGCGUCAAAGGGAAUCCGUUUCUCCAUCGACAGGGGCGGCACUUUUACCGACGUGCACGCGGCAAUCCCCGGCAAGGAAGACGUCAUCCUCAAGCUGCUCUCCGUCGACCCCGCCAACUACCAAGAUGCGCCCACCGAAGGCAUCCGCAAAUCCAUCCGCAUGGGCACCACCGUCGCCACAAACGCCCUUCUCGAGCGCAACGGCGAGCGCUUCGCCCUCCUCACCACCCGCGGAUUCCGCGACCUCCUCACCAUCGGAAAUCAGUCCCGCCCCGCCAUCUUCGACCUCGCCGUUAAGCCGGCCCGGGUUCUCUACGAAGAGGUUGUCGAAGUGGACGAGCGCGUGACCAUGGAGGACUAUACCGAGGAUCCCGAAGCCUUCCGCACCGUCCCGGACGCGGCGGACGAGACCCUCGUGACUACCGUCUCCGGAGAGGCGGUGCGCAUCCUCAAGAAGCCCGACUUGGACGAGGUCCGCCGCCAACUCGAGGCUCUGCACGCCAAGGGCUUUAGGAACAUUGCCGUCGUCUUCGUCCACUCCUAUGCGUACCCUGAGCAUGAGCGCCUCGUUGGCGAGCUGGCAGCCGACAUGGGGUUCACUUGCACCCUGUCUUCCGACGUCCACCCCAUGAUCAAUGUCGGUGGCUUCGCCUCCUCGUCUACGCGCAUCCAGUUUAUGCAGUCCGACGGUGGCCUUGUCGACUACCGAAAAUUCAGCGGCCUCAAGGCUAUCCUAUCGGGCCCCGCGGGCGGCGUCGUCGGCUACGCACAGACUUCGUGGGAUGACGAGGAGCGCCGCCCCAUCAUCGGGUUCGAUAUGGGAGGUACCUCUACCGACGUAUCCCGCUUCUCCGGCACCUAUGACCACGUCUUUGAGAGCGUAACGGCCGGCAUCCAGGUCCAGUCCCCUCAGCUAGAUAUCAAGACGGUCGCUGCUGGCGGCGGCUCCAUCCUUGCCUGGCGGAACGGCCUGUUCAAUGUCGGACCCGAAUCCGCUUCUGCUCACCCCGGCCCGGCUUGCUACCGCAAGGGAGGACCUUUGACCGUCACCGAUGCCAACCUCUUCCUUGGUAGGCUCGUUCCAGAGCAUUUCCCCAAGGUGUUUGGACCCAACGAAGAUGAGGCCCUCGGCGUCGACAUCACCCGCGAAAAGUUUACCGCCCUGACUGCCGAAAUCAACAAGUCGAGACUGGAGAGCGGCCUCUCCGAGAUCAAGCCGGAGGAGGUGGCCAUGGGCUUCCUCAACGUCGCCAACGAGAAGAUGGCCAGCUCUAUUAGGGGUCUCACCGAAUCCCGUGGUUAUUCUACCGAAGACCACCACCUCGCCAGCUUCGGCGGCGCUGGCGGCCAGCACGCUUGCGCCGUGGCUUCGGUGCUCGGUAUCUCGCGCGUCAUCAUCCACAAGUACUCGUCCAUCCUCUCCGCCUACGGCAUGUCACUAGCCGAUGUUGUUCACGAGGUGCAGGUCCCUGCCGCUACAAAAUACAGCCAGGAGACCCAAGAAGAGAUUCGCGGUCAGCUCCAGGAGUUCGCGUCGCAGGCCGGCGCCGAGCUCCAAAAGCAGGGUUUCUCUGCGGACCAGAUUUCGUGCGAGUACUACCUCAACUUGAGGUACAACGGAUCAAGUAGCGCCGUCAUGACGCUACAGCCCGAAGACGGCGAUUUCAAACGCGAGUUCGAACACACCCACAAGCGAAAGUUUGGUUUCCACUUUCCCGAAAAGGACAUCAUCGUCGAUGAUUUCAGGGUGAGGGCUAUCGGCGCCUCCGCCGCGGAGGCUCACCAGAGCCCCUUUGCCCAGAUCAAGUCUCUCGAGGGCGGAUCUCGUUCGUCUGCCCCCGCGCCGGGCGAUACCAACAUGACGUACUUUGAGGGCCACGGCACGGUCGAGACCCCGUUUGCGCCGGGCUCGGUCGCGAGGAUCCUCGAGAGCUUCGUCGUCAUCGACAAGACAGACGAAGACGCGCCGACUUCCAAGGAGGACAACGACCAGGCCGAGUUCAGCGCUAUCCAGCUCACCGUCUUUGGCCACCGGUUCAUGUCCAUCGCCGAGCAGAUGGGUCGCACGCUCCAGCGCACCGCGGUCAGCACCAACAUCAAGGAGAGGCUCGAUUUCUCCAUGAGCUUCGCCGUCAAGUAUCAGUCGGAAUUCUGGGAAGGCCGGCUUCGCGACGGCGAUGUUCUCGUCUCCAACCACCCGACCUGCGGCGGAACGCAUCUUCCCGACAUCACCGUGAUUACGCCCGUCUUCGAUGGCGACGACAUCGUCUUCUACGUGGCCUCUCGCGGUCACCAUGCCGACAUUGGCGGCAUUCUUCCGGGGUCCAUGCCACCCACGUCCACUAGGCUAUGGCAGGAAGGGGCGUCGAUCGAGUCGACGAAGCUGGUAAGCGAAGGUCGCUUCGACGAAGAAGAGCUCCGCCGUCUGCUGCUGGAUGAGCCCGCCAAGUACCCCGGGUGCUCUGGCACGCGCAGGUUGCAGGACAACGUGUCCGAUCUCAAGGCCCAGAUCGCGGCCAACGCGCAGGGCAUCUCGCUUAUCAAAUCGCUCAUCACCGAGUUUGGUCUCGCUACCGUCCAUCGGUACAUGAUUGGGAUCCAAAACUGCGCGCGCGACUCCGUCGUUACUCUGCUCAAGUCGUUCCGAUCCGAGUAUGGCGAGGAACCCCUCAAGGCGGUCGACUACAUGGACGACGGCACUCCGAUUUCCCUCGCCAUCUCGAUCUCGGAGGAUGGCCAGGCGACAUUUGACUUUACGGGCACGGGACCGCAGGUGCAUGGCAACACCAACGCGCCGCCAGCCAUCACCUACUCAGCCAUCAUUUACAGUUUGCGCUUGCUCGUUUCGUCCGAGAUCCCGCUCAACCAGGGGUGCCUCGAGCCCAUCGAUGUGGUACUACCCAAGGGCACGAUCCUCAACCCGGACGCUGGUCUGGCGGUGGUGGGCGGAAACGUGCUCACUUCGCAGCGCGUGACGGAUGUGAUUCUCAAGGCGUUCCGGGCGGCGGCAGCGAGCCAAGGAUGCUGCAACAACCUUACAUUCGGGACGGGUGGUUCGGACCCCGUCACGCGGGAGCACAAGGACGGGUUUGGCUACUACGAGACCAUUGCGGGUGGGGCGGGCGCGGGGCCGACAUGGCACGGUCGCAGCGGUGUGCACACGCACAUGACUAACACGCGCAUCACGGAUCCCGAGGUGCUGGAGAAGCGGUACCCAUGCGUGCUCCGGCGGUUCGAGCUCCGGGAGGGAUCGGGAGGCGUUGGAGCCAACCCGGGAGGCAACGGGGUGAUUCGGGAUAUCGAGUUCCGGGUGCCGGUGCAGUGCUCCAUCCUCAGCGAGCGCAGGAGCCGACGGCCAUACGGGAUGGAAGGUGGUGGGGACGGCGAGGCUGGGCUGAACCUCGUCGUGACCAAGGACGAGACGACAGGGGCGGACAUGGUUCUCAAUCUGGGGGCCAAGGCGACCACGAUGUUGCAGCCGGGGAGAGGAUCAUCAUUCACACACCCGCUGAAGCAGGGGGAGUGA